CUAAGUACGUCAAACGUCAUGGGAACUAGGUCGUAAAAAAUGGUCGAUCUGUAUCUAUAUUUGAAUAUUUUGUUAUAAUAUUACAAUCUUUUUCGAUGAAAUCCCUAUUGUUGGAGCAUAAGUGAGAGUUGUUCCAACGAUGUCAAUUGUUUGCAAAGGAUAAAUUGUACAUAACCUCGGGAGCCAUAGCAACGGAAAGAGACAUUCACUUAUGGCAUAAUUAUCCAAGAUGGCAGACAAUUAUAGCCUGAACUAUAAUGUCAGAGAGCUGAAUUUGGGAGCAAGUUUCACUAAUAAUAAAGCUUCACAGUAUCACACAAUCAAAUACGAUUUCAAACCCGCAUCAGUUGAUGUGAACAAAAUGGCAACCGUUGAUGUCGGCACUAAUAAUCAAGUGACGGUAACAGUACCACAUUUAGAUGGUGCCGGUGUUCCCCAGACUGUAUUCAAAGGAAGUCAAAGGCCUUAUACAAAGGAAUGUGUCCUUAUUAUAGACAGGGUUACAGGAGAAAUGACCCUGGAGAAGCUGUCUAGUAAUAUACAAGUGAAAAAGACAAGACAGGAGUCAUCACUGAAGCCGCGGCCGUUGACACCCGUCACUGCGGAUUUCACGAAUACGACGCAGCGCUCCACGUCGCGGACGCGCGUUGCCACGAACCGACGAGCCAAUCCUAACCCUAAUGCAGGCCCUGCAGGUGCCACGCAAGCCAACAAUCAAUCUCGUUUCAAUGGCAAUCAGAUGCAGAAACCUCCUCAGAACAUGGUUAGGUCACCACCCAGAGUGAAAACAUCUCCUCCGCAAGCUCCGUGGUCGAGUGGUGGAAACAGUACUCUGGCGUCACUACCGAUGAUCGGACUGGACGAGAGCCCUGCGCCGGCGCACAAUGGGUACGCGCGGGCUCCCGAGCGAGUCGAGCGGCCAGAUCGACCUGAUCGACCCGAUCGACCAGAUCGUCCAGAUCGACCAGAUCGACCUGAUCGACCUGAUCGACCUGAUCGGCCAGAUCGGCCUGUGUAUGAGAGACCGCCGCAGCCGCCUGCUGAGUCGAGACAUCAGCCAGAACAUGUACCUGCACCGGUGCAGCAGGAAGAUAGUUCGUCGAGUUCGUCGAGUAAUAGCGACAGUGACUCCGACAGUGGUAGCGAUAGCGAUGAUAACUCCGGAGCGUACCACGCACAGACAAAUGGUAACGUCAGCGCCCCGGCGACAGCGCUGCCCAGCGACGUGCUCAACAAUGAUCUCUGCCUCUCCGAGUCCGGCAGCGACUCCGACUGACCUCACGACAAACUUUUUUCUUUAUCCGGGUUUGGGUAUCGCUUUACACUUCCGGUACACGAACUGCGAGAUUGCUCUCAACUUCACAAGAAUGUAUAUCAUUUAAAAUUCGUAAUUUUAAUAAAAAUCUACAACAACAUCAUGCGCUCAAUUAUGUAACGUAGCUGCUAACAAUUCUCAUUUAAAACAGAUUGAAUGUACAGUUUUACGAUUAUGUAUUCCACCAUUGACAGUUGCAAUUUCGAACGAUUAAACUUGUAAUUGCAACUCUCGAAUGGUUGUUGCAAAAUUGUAAACCUAUCUAUCUAAAUCUGUUACGAAUGAGAAUUGUUAGCAAGCGUGUUACACAAUAAAGCAGCAGUUCCUAUGGCAAAUAGCAAUAGUAUACAUUUCCAAAUACGUUUAAGGUAACUUUGCUAAGUAAAAUUGCUCUAUUUUUUUAUAACUAGACAGCAGAAGCAAUGUAUCGAUCAUGUUACAGAUAAAGAGAUAAAGGAUGUGCUGUCUCGUU
This is a messenger RNA of Achroia grisella, 1787 nucleotides long. RefSeq names its product ell-associated factor Eaf (gene Eaf). Gene Ontology annotation, molecular function: transcription elongation factor activity. The record is from RefSeq and is a predicted model, not a curated record. NCBI's taxonomy places the organism in Eukaryota, Metazoa, Arthropoda, Insecta, Lepidoptera, Pyralidae. The transcript has 9 exons. Gene Ontology annotation, cellular component: super elongation complex. Bases 230 to 1276 code for a protein of 348 amino acids. Gene Ontology annotation, biological process: regulation of transcription elongation by RNA polymerase II; positive regulation of DNA-templated transcription.